Messenger RNA from Brassicogethes aeneus, 1346 nucleotides. The record is from the annotation of a GenBank genome assembly. NCBI's taxonomy places the organism in Eukaryota, Metazoa, Arthropoda, Insecta, Coleoptera, Nitidulidae.
CAAAAACGCAAGAAGUAGGUUGGCGCUCCACAGCACACUACGCUUUGGACAAUUUUGUCUAGUGAUAGUGACAGUGAACGGUGCGAUCUUCAUUUAUUUUUUGCGAUCGUAGCUCUUCCGAUGAAAGGAAAUGAAACAAAACACUUACGGACCGGCACGUGACCAAUCACAGUGAACUACAUAAAGUACAUAAAAAAAUAUAUAGAUAGUGAAUGUGUUGUGUUUAUUUAUAGCAACAAUAUUAAAAGGAAAAAUGAAUUGUUUUAGUGUAUUGACAUUAUUGUCGUGCUGCGUGGUCAAAUGUAUGGCGACGUGCUCGCACCUCUACGGACACGAACCUUGCAAAACUUUUGUACCCGCGCCCCCCGGACAGACGCCGCCCUGUGCCAGGCCCGGACAGACUUUUUGCGAGUUUCCCGAUCAGUAUCCAGGCCAAUUAAUAAAUUACCUAAUCCAAAAAUGGCGAUUCGAUCACAACACAAUUUUGAGCGACGAAUCAAAGGAAGAAUUUUCAUCGUAUUUUUUACCGCCAAAUCCGAAACCUGAAUACGGACCUCCGGGGUUCCAAAGUUUCGGGCCAAAAGGGAAUGAUUACCUUCCUGAGCCGAUCUACAUUCCAAAACCGCAGCAACCACUAAACGCCGGGUUUUUCCCAGAAAGAAAUAACCUGGUCUACCAGGAACAGGUGAGGAAUGGGCAGUUUUACACCUACAAAUACCCACAGAAUUUUCCGCAAGUUAACAGGCCAACCUACAACAGUUAUUACUAUGACGUUCCUCAUCAAGGGCAGGGGCAGUACAAUAAUAGACUUUGGAAAAGAAGGACCGAUACAAGGCAAAAACGUUCACUUAAAUUCAAAAGAUCGCGGCAAAUUGUCGACCACAAAUUCAACAUUUUAUCAUCGAAUGCGACUUUAAACCACGAAAGACAGAAAAGACAGGCAACAAUAAAUGCAGAGCCCCUUUGUAGUUCCACAUCGAGGUUUAUAAUGCCGAGGGCGGCCUUGAACAACAAGGGCAACUGGAUGUAUGUCGUGAAUAUGCCAGAGGUGGAUGGCAAAUACACGCAGUUGGUCAAGAGUGAGACCUGUCUAUCCCAAACAUGCAGUUCCUUGUGCGGGCUUCCGCAAGGAUAUUCUUCGCGGUGCGAGCAAAAGUACGUCCAAAAAAGGUUGGUAGCAUUGGAGGGUACAGGCGAUAAACUUUACAACGACGUUUUCUGGUUCCCUAGUUGUUGUGUAUGUACUCUUUCAAAUAGUUAAUUUAUUUGCUACAUUUAAAUUAAAUAAAAUACAGUGGUUAACAUAAACUUCCCAUGAUUUUAAUGAAUUAUUAUUGUAACGUCAU